Molecule: messenger RNA, 589 nt
Organism: Acanthopagrus latus (yellowfin seabream)
Lineage: Eukaryota; Metazoa; Chordata; Actinopteri; Spariformes; Sparidae
Exons: 3
Coding region: 27-458 (143 amino acids)
Biological process (GO): peptidyl-histidine dephosphorylation
Cellular component (GO): cytosol
Molecular function (GO): protein histidine phosphatase activity
Source: RefSeq, a predicted model, not a curated record
AAUAAAGGCAUGUGUGAGAGCGCACCAUGUUGUCUGUCGCCAGCAGACCUGUGAGCAGUCUCUGUGUCUCCGGUGUCCUCGGGAGAGCUGCAGCCACAAUGGCAGACGCUCUGGCUAAAAUCCCCGAUGUGGAGAUCGAUCCAGAGGGAACCUUUAAGUACAUACUGGUCAGAGUGAAAGUGAAAGAUGGCGAUGCGAAUAAAGACAUAGUCCGAGGCACAAAAAGUGCAGAGUAUCACAAUCAUAUAUUUGAGAAGGUCAGUCCAGCCAUGGAGGCCUUGGGGAUGGAGUGCAAGUGCCUCGGAGGAGGGAAGAUAGAACACAACAGCCAAGAGAAAAAGCUCAGGGUGUUUGGAGAAUCAACUGGCUUUGGGAAAGCAGACCAUUCUGUGUCUGUAGAGAAGUUGAAGGGUGCCUUCAGCGACUACGAGAUCACCUGGUCUGACGACAAAAAAUAAGAGUGGACACCUGCACCACGUCUCAAGUGUCUUCAUUUAUUUAUCAGUUCCAAAAUGAUAACCACAAAAUAACACUUUGACUUUUUCUGUACGACCAUCGCCUAAUUCAAAUACACCAUGCUGCAUUCGAC